Pseudoliparis swirei is the source of this 3500-nucleotide messenger RNA. It is a transcript of the gene mybl2a, whose product is annotated as v-myb avian myeloblastosis viral oncogene homolog-like 2a. The transcript is spliced from 13 exons. Bases 199 to 2901 code for a protein of 900 amino acids. The record is from RefSeq and is a predicted model, not a curated record. Gene Ontology annotation, biological process: regulation of DNA-templated transcription. NCBI's taxonomy places the organism in Eukaryota, Metazoa, Chordata, Actinopteri, Perciformes, Liparidae. Gene Ontology annotation, molecular function: protein dimerization activity; DNA-binding transcription factor activity, RNA polymerase II-specific; RNA polymerase II cis-regulatory region sequence-specific DNA binding. Gene Ontology annotation, cellular component: nucleus.
GAUGCAACGCCAAGAGUUCUUUCGUUGUUAACUGUGAAUGUAUUUUUAAUAAUGAAGAAGCAUUGCAUUACGCUCGUGUAGUUUUAACGAGAACAAACUCCAACGCUGUAAAAAGACCGAGUGUUUCAGUGGCUGUUAAACUCUCAGCCGCUCCAGCAGCAGCUGGGAGCUCCCGAGCAGAAGGAAGAAACAGGGGGGAUGUCGCGCGGUGAGCUGGAAAAGCUGGACCCGGCCGUAUUCCAGAAGCAGUUGCACCAUCUGAAAUUUAGCAUGGAAGAAGAAGAAGAAGGGGAUUGUGACAUGUGCACUGACUCAGACGACAAGACGGAUGCUACCAACUGUAAAGUCAAAUGGACUCAGGAAGAGGAUGAAAAUCUAAAAAUCCUGAUCAGCAACUUGGGGAAGAAAGAUUGGAAAAACAUAGCCAGUUUUUUACCGGGACGGACGGAUUUACAGUGUUCGCACCGCUGGAUAAAGCACCUGGAUCCUAAUUUAGUCAAGGGCUUCUGGUCCAAAGAGGAAGAUGAAAAGAUAUCAGAGCUGGUGGACAAGUACGGCACCAAAAACUGGUCCUUGAUCGCAAGGCAACUGAAAGGACGGCUGGGGAAACAAUGUCGUGAGCGCUGGCACAACCAGCUCGACCCACUGGUCAAAAAGAGUUCCUGGACCAAUGAAGAAGACCUCAUCAUCUUCAAAGCCCACGCCAUUCUGGGAAACCGGUGGGCUGAGAUUGCCAGGCUGCUCCCUGGAAGGACUGACAAUUCUGUGAAAAAUCACUGGAACUGUACCAUCAAGCGUAAAGCAGAGUUGGGCUUGUACAAAGAUGACGAUGACAGCAUUUCCCUUGAUAUUCAACAGUUUGUUGAAGGAGAGGUGGACUUCAAGUGUGACGUGGUAUUAGACACUGAACCAGUAACUCCUAAAGUGGUCAGGCCGGUGAAAGAAAAGAAGCCGGUAUCGCAGAAAGUCAAACAGAAUACGGCCGCUUUGCUUCAUCAGACUUCAGCGUCCAUGAGUCCCUCCUUGCCCCGCAGUUCCAGUUCCAGUCCGAGCUCGAGCUCCGGCGCUGCACCAGCAUCUGCGUUGGUGGACCAGAAAAGGUUUACCAAUGCGGCACUGAGGAUGAUCGCUGAAGACAUGCUGCCACUCAGUUUUGUUGAAGGCGCAGGCUUUCGGUCAUUCAUGAGUACCAUCAGUCCUGAAUGCAACAAGCUAUCCCAACGUGGCGUGGGCCUCCAGCUCUAUGAUGAAGUGGAGAGAACCAUCAAGCCUCAGCUCAUCCGUGACCUUAAAGCCUGCCUCGCCAAAACCAAAGAUGGACAGAGUGCUAUUCAUGUCACGCUUGACCUCUGGGCAGGGAAUCAAUCUCAUCCAGUGGAGGAGCCCAUUGUCGUUGUGCAACUCCAUUUUGUCAGUGAUUCCUGGCAGAUACGCCGUCCUAUUGUAGCCUUCCGCCACCUCAGCCACCAAAACCUGAGCACAACUGUGGCAACGGAGCUUGAAGGUGUGCUCCUGAGCUACGGCAUCUUUCCUCCCAACAUCGGCUAUGUGCUCGUCAACCAAGCCAAAGAAGCCCUGGCCGUCAACAACUUGUUCUGCGACUACAAGAUCAUGUGCUCAUCCAACCGGGGAGAACCUGAUGGAGAAGAGAUGGUGGCAUUUCUGUCAGACCAGAUGUCUGAAACAGAGUCCCCCUUUUCAGAGCUGCAGAUCGGAACUCGAGCCGCCUGUGUCGCUCACACACUGCAGCUUGUGAUUAAGGAGGCGCUGAAGAACUCCAGGGUCGUGGAAAACCUGCUCUCGCAGGUCCAUAACGUGGUGGCUUUUUUUCGGAGCAGUGCCUACUGGAGCGAGGUCUUGUUGAAGGAGUGCAACGUUUCCCUGUGCCCUUCCUCCAAUAACUGUCGCUGGAACUCCAUGAUGCUAUCUUUACGGCGCAUGGUGCAGGAGUCCGCCUGGAGCGCCAUCAUGACCCUCUUGGCUCAGGCCCGCAUCGAUGCCAACGACGCAGCCAGUGCCCCGCCUCUAGUCAUGGCCAAGAGGGAGCAAGUGAUUGACAUCCUGGGUCUUCUUGAGCCCUUUGAGGAGGCCUUGCAGGUACUGCAAGGAAAUGGAGUGACCGUCUCUUUCAUCACUCCAUCCAUUAUUGGCCUUGAUAAGACAUUGGAGAGCAUUGUUACCAACUACACCCACUUCAACAAGGCGCUGCGCACAGGCAUCCACACACAUUUUCAGUCCCUCAUUCACCAGAAAGACAUGAUAUUAGCUGCUGUGCUCGACCCCAGGAUCAAACUUCAGCCGUUUCCUGAUGUCAAACUGGAGGACCAGACGGAUUUCCUAACUCCCCUGUCAAAGUAUCAGGCUCGCACCAUCGUGGAAGCCACACUAGAAAGCAUGGAGGCUUCGGCAGCUCCCUCUGUGGAGGCAGAUAAAGACCAGAUGAGCAAAGAGUUGAAAAAGGAGCAAGAUAUCAAAGAGGAGAGUCAAGACGACACAAAGAUGGAGGCAUCUGAUAACGGCUCGGAUGACGCCAACUCCGGCAGAGUCGGGGAGAAUGAUCUCAAGCGCAAGUCCAUCUUUAACUUCCUGCAGCCACCUGCAAAGACAAUGAAGAGAGCCGAGCUUGACGUGUACCUAUCCGAACCACUGUGGGAAAGCAACACCAGUUUGUUGUACUGGAAAUCUGCAACUCGGUUCCCCCUGCUCCAGGGCAUUGCCAAGAAGCUGCUGGCAGUGCCAGCCACCUCAGGGGGCUUCGAGCACCUGUGUCCGAUAGCGGCGUGUAUCGUGAAAGCCAAGAGGAACCGCCUGCCCCCUCACGCCACAGAGAGGCUGCUGCUAUACAAAAACUCUUUAAAGACAAAGACUGUUAAAAAGCCCAAUGGGGUUGCUAAACACUGACCGGUUAAGUGACUUUGCUGUGGUUAUUGUGUGUCCCCCCCCCCGCCGAACCUACACUUUUGCUUCUUCAUACAUCAUCCUAUGCUACACAGUUGUAUUUUGCAAUGAAAGUGCUGCACAGCUUUAACAUCAGCAUGUCAGCAGAAAUGUAUUAUUUAUUGCUGUACACUUUGGAUGUUAAGUCAGAUUGCGAGUGUAUGACUAGGUUCUUCAUGGGUUAAGUGACUAAUGUUUUCUGUUUUCUUUCUUUUUAAUUUAUUUGUUUCUGUGGUCUCCAGUAGAUAUACUGUGUAUUAGUCACUGGGUAGUAAACUGAAUGAGAGACUGUCCUUUUCCUCUCUAAAAUGUUUAUUAUCUUCGUCAUUGGCAUUUUAAAAAAUAAGUUAUGAUCAGCGAUACUUUUAAGGUGUUGCAGUAAGACGUUUUCUCAAGUGUCUUGAUUAACUGUCUAAUGUCUGAUGGGGCUGGAUGGGAAACAAACCAGUUCACAUUGAAUGACAGUUAAGUGGUUUUAAUGCAGUGAUGAGGGCAAAGUGAACCUGUCAACUUUGCCCGCGCCACAUGGGAAUGAACUUGUAUUAAAGAGUAAAACUAUUUUA